CAGGUUUUGUUUUCAGACAGGCUACCAGGAGUCCUGGUUUAUCUCUAACUGACUGUGUGUCUGAGGCCCCUUGAAUGCCUCUGGGUCCUCCUCCCCACCUAACAAGUGCUGGGAUUACAGAUUUCAGCUCAGUUACUUAUGGCUUCCCCUAAAAUUGCUUCCCUCUCUUGGGGACAGAUGAAAGUGCAAGGCUCUACCUUAACCUAUAAGGAUUGCAAAGUGUGGCCAGGAGGCAGUCGGGCUUGGGAUUGGAGAGAAACAGGAACUGAGCAUUCUCCUGGGGUGCAGCCUGCAGAUGUAAAGGAAGUUGCCGAGAGGGGUGUGCAGACUCUUGUGAUUGGCAGAGGCAUGAGUGAGGCCUUGAAGGUGCCUCCAUCCACUGUGGAGUACCUGGAGAAGCAGGGCAUUGAUGUGCGGGUCCUCCAGACAGAGCAGGCAGUGAAGGAGUACAAUGCUCUGGUUGCCCAAGGGGUAAGGGUGGGAGGCGUUUUCCACUCCACCUGCUGAUGGGCCC
Messenger RNA from Acomys russatus (golden spiny mouse), 514 nucleotides. RefSeq names its product adipogenesis associated Mth938 domain containing (gene Aamdc). Gene Ontology annotation, biological process: positive regulation of fat cell differentiation. The coding region runs from base 139 to 507 and encodes 122 amino acids. Lineage: Eukaryota; Metazoa; Chordata; Mammalia; Rodentia; Muridae. The record is from RefSeq and is a predicted model, not a curated record. Gene Ontology annotation, cellular component: cytoplasm. The transcript has 4 exons.